This is a messenger RNA of Fomitiporia mediterranea MF3/22, 1008 nucleotides long. RefSeq lists its product as uncharacterized. The transcript is spliced from 14 exons. The record is from RefSeq and is a predicted model, not a curated record. Bases 94 to 1008 code for a protein of 304 amino acids. NCBI's taxonomy places the organism in Eukaryota, Fungi, Basidiomycota, Agaricomycetes, Hymenochaetales, Hymenochaetaceae.
AGCGCUCUUCGACUAUUACACGGACACCGACACAUACCGACACAAAUUAAUAUAUAUCUCUUUGACUGUGCAAUCCCACCAUGGGUUCUCGACAUGACAAUGAGACAGUAUUUUUCUGCCGCUGCUGCAUCAGCAUUAAUUUAUGACUCUCUCAUCACAUUGGAUUUGGAGGUCAAAUAUUUCUGGAAGAGGAAUUCGUGGAAUCUAGUAGAUGUCAUUUAUUUCUUAAACCGAUAUGUUGGAAUAUUCGGUGCUGUUGCAUACCUUCGUUUUAAUACGUAUGGAGUAAAUCUUCCAUUGUGUAACUUUACAUACUGGAGCCGAAACCUUUCCAACCUGGUUAUCAUUGCUUCAGUUGAUUACAUCCUGAUAAUCCGUGUACUUGCACUCUACUCCCGAGGCAGAUGGCUAUCGAUUAUAUUGAAUACCCUGUUUGCAAUUGAGGUUGCAAUCAAAUUUGCGCUGUUCGUCUACCUCAAUCUUGCAGAGAAACUUGCUGUGGCUGGGUUUACCGAAGACGUGACUGUAUGCGGAGCCGAUGCAGUUCCACCAUGGCAAUGGGGAAUCGUGGUUUGGACGAUUCCAAUUGCAACUGGAGUUAUACUUAUGGCUUUAGCCCUAUACAAAGCUACAGAAUUCUGGAAGAUGUCAGCAGGUUUCAGAGGAUUCUCGCUUGUUAAGGUGCUUAUUCAGGAUCAAGGGUUUUAUUUCUUCUUCGCUAUCAUAUUCUGCGUCUUCGACAUGAUGCAAUACAAGCUCGCUGUCGAAAAUAUUUUUGUGGCAAAUCUUCUGGCUUCGCUUGGCAAUCCGAUUUUUCUCUGCAUCCUUGGGAGUAGGAUGCUAUUCAACUUGAAAGAAGCUGGUGAACUAGGUGUAAAUGCUGGAACAAGUUAUAGAUUGAAGACUAUAUCUGUCGGUAACAUCGGUUUCGCAGAUCCCCAUGUGCAUAGCAACGAUGUCUCUUUUGGGCAGCAUAGGGCCCAGCAAGAAGGCAAUGGGAUGGUUUGA